Messenger RNA from Olea europaea var. sylvestris, 1665 nucleotides. RefSeq lists its product as uncharacterized. Lineage: Eukaryota; Viridiplantae; Streptophyta; Magnoliopsida; Lamiales; Oleaceae. Bases 1 to 1665 code for a protein of 554 amino acids. The transcript has 2 exons. The record is from RefSeq and is a predicted model, not a curated record.
AUGUCUGAUGUGGAGGAACAAGAUGAAGGUUAUUUCAACAAUGAUUCGGAUAAAGAAGACAUUACCUUCAAUUAUUCCGAUUAUAUUUAUAGCCCUGGGGAAGAAGACGACAUGCUCUUUGCGGGAAAUGUUUCCCAGAAUGUUGAACUCGAUGUGGGGAAUUUGUUGGAAGCAGCAGAUGAAUCUGACAAUUCUGAAUAUGCACCCUCAGAUGACAUUCGAAGCAUUCAUUCUGAUAGUGAUGAAGUUGUUACAUACCCAGAAUUUGAAGGUGAUGUAGAUAUGGUGGAUCCCGUGCUUGAGGUAGGACUGAAGUUUAGGUUGAAAAAGGAGUUAAAGGUUGUGGUUAAAAACUUCAGCAUUGCUAAUAGGUUUGAGGUGCACUUCCCAUAUAAUGAUAGACACAGAUUAGACGAUCGUUGCAAAGAUAAAAAGUGUCCAUGGCGUAUUUGGGCUUCGCCGUUGGAGGAAGAUUCCGCAUGGCAGAUUAAGUCGUUCGAAUGGAAUCAUACUUGUAGUAGAGCAUUCAAUAAUAUAAGUGUAUUCGCCAGUUGGUUAGCCCAUACGUACAUUGAGACCUAUACUAUUGCGCUAAAGUGGGAUGUGAAAUUGUUUAAGACAACUGUUUUGAAAGAGCAUGGUGUAGAGAUUAGCGACGCAAAGGCGUGGAGGGCUAGGAGAUACGCUAAAGGGUUGCUUGGAGGAUCGCUAGUUGGGCAAUUUCUUUUGUUGGAUUUGUAUGCAGCUGAGGUUAGGAGAACAAACCCAAGAUCAAUCGUUAUUCUAUCUUUAGACGAGCUUGUGUUUAAGGCAAUUUAUGUUUGCUUUGAUGCUUGCAAAAAGGGCUUCUUAGGUGGUUGUAGACCCGUUAUUUGCAUAGAUGGGUGCUUCUUGAAAGGUAAUUUUGGUGAUCAGUUACUUGCUUUGGUGGGUAUUGAUGGGAAAGAUUGUAUAUUCCCAAUUGCGCAUGCCAUUGUCGAAACUGAAAGUAAUGCUAGUUGGUCAUGGUUCUUGAAACUAUUGGGGGAAGAUUUGAUGCUCGAAAAUGCAUAUGGAGUCAUAAUUAUGUCUGACAGACAAAAAGGGUCGGACAAUAUGGUGUCCGAGUUGUUUCCAAUGGCUAAGUAUCGAUUUUGUGUAAGGCAUAUGUACUCCAACUUCUUUCGCAAAGACUUUAAAUCGUUGACACUUAGGGAUUUGUUGUGGAGAGCAGCUAAGUCCACUUAUUUGGCUGAGUUCACAGGUUGGAUGGACAAGAUUAAGGAAGAGAAGAAACCUGCCUGGGAGUGGUUAUGUGCUAAACCGGCUGAGCAAUGGUCUAAGUCCCACUUCAUGACGGCUUCCAAAUGUGACAUUUUAUUAAACAAUCUCUACGAAUGCUUUAACAACUACAUAAAGGAAGCAAAGGGGAAGGAUAUUUUGACUCUCCUUCAGUCAAUUCAAAACAAGGUGAUGGUGCGGAUGUACAAAUGCCAUGAUUUCAUGGCAAGGAGUUCGAGCGAUAUAUGUCCAAAAAUUUUAAAGAAACUUGAAAGUAGUAUACGUGAUUCAUUUUCAUGGAAAGCAAUAUUCAAUGGGAAAAUGCAAUUUCAAGUUUCUGGACCGUAUUCCGAUGGUCAGUUUGUGGUAGAUUUACAAACAGGACAUGCUCAUGUAGAAAAGUGA